This is a messenger RNA of Trichoderma breve, 2775 nucleotides long. RefSeq lists its product as uncharacterized. Gene Ontology annotation, biological process: hyperosmotic response; establishment of cell polarity; signal transduction involved in filamentous growth. The transcript has a single exon. Gene Ontology annotation, molecular function: osmosensor activity. NCBI's taxonomy places the organism in Eukaryota, Fungi, Ascomycota, Sordariomycetes, Hypocreales, Hypocreaceae. Gene Ontology annotation, cellular component: plasma membrane; extracellular region; cell surface. The record is from RefSeq and is a predicted model, not a curated record. Bases 1 to 2775 code for a protein of 924 amino acids.
AUGCAGACCAAAUCGCUGUUCCUGCUGGCCACCCUGGCCAUGUCGGUGGCCGCAAAGGCUGAUCGCCCUCGCAUCUACUACCCCCACAAGAUCAAGCGCGACUUGGGAGGUUCCAACUCAACCAUCCCCUCUAGCUCAACGACGACGUCGUCGGACUUUGAUGGCAUUCCUGGCCUCUUUGGGCAUCAUCAUCAUCGCACCACCACGAGCUCUUCCACCACGAGCUCUUCUACCGACGUCACUUCUACCGGCAGCUCUUCUACCGACGUCUCUUCCACCAGCAGCUCUUCUAGCGAUGUCUCUUCCACCAGCAGCUCGUCGAGCAGUGUAUCGUCGAGCUCGAGCAGCUCUUCCGAGACCUCCUCUUCGAUCCAGGGCAGUGUGACGACCAUUGUUACGAGGAAAACAGUCAUCGUUACGCCUACUCCCGAAGGCACCGGCAGCAGCAGCUCGCCCACCCCUUUCAAGCCUACUAGAAGUAGCACCCAGUCCGAAACGGCACCAUCAGGAACCUCCAGCCAAGCUUCCUCUUCUCAGGGUUCUUCCACCUCUGCUCCUGCCGGAACUAGCUCUUCUGAUGCGCCAUCGUCCUCCUCGAGCAGCGAUGGGCUGGGCCUUAGCAUUGGCCUCAGCCUCCCCCUUGGAGGCAAAACGUCCUCUACGACUUCUUCUGCUGCUACCUCUGCCGAGACGACACCUCCUCAGACGACCUCUUCUGACAGCAGUGCUCAGUCCUCUUCCCGUGCCACGUCUAGCAAGGCCAGUGAGACUGGAAUCGUGAUUGAUCCCACUGGCGUCCGCUUCCCUUCGACCACCGCUCCGGCUGAAACUGGGUCUUCCAGCGCUGCCUCUUCCACCAGCAGCGGUGUUCCCGAUAGCAGCUCUUCAGGCAACUCCACCAUCGAAAAUGUCAGUUCCACCUCUGCGAAGCCGUCUUCCACUGGUGGUGGUCUUUUGGAUCCCAUCAAGUCCAUCCUGGAUCCAACAAAGACCUCUGCCACCUCCGCUGCCGAGACGACGGGACCUGCUUCCGAAACUUCUUCUGGCCUGCCAGUCCAGUCAUCUCCCGCUGGCACCGGAUCUACUACGUCUGCUCAGAAGACCACCUCUUCGGAUGGAGGCAUUCUUCCUAGCUUGUCCCUGCCCUUGACGCUGCCACCGGUGAUUCCUACUGGAACCUCAUCGUCUCCCGCCUCUAGCUCUGCUCCGGCGACAUCCCAGGAUGGAGCCAACACGACUUCCUCCGCAGGGCCCUCGACUACUCCUAGUCUCAGCAUCCCGCUCUCGAUCUCGAUCCCCACCAUCCCGGUCUCAGUUACUAACUCGGCCACCUCCGCUACGAGCUCUGACGGUUCUGUCGCCAACUCCACCAGCACUGAGCCUCCCGUUACUGGUUCUGCGACUGUUACUGGCCCUCCGGGAGGCACCUCAAGCGCCCCCACCAGCUCAGUGACAGGUUCCCCCGUCGGCAACAGCACCAGCGCCGAGCCAACUGGCCCGAUUACUUCUUCGCCUACCGCCUCAGUUACUGGCUCAGCUACUGGCUCAGUCACCGGCCCAGCCACUGCCUCGGGUACCGCCUCUUCCUCUGCGGUCGAGACCGGUGUCUCGGGCAACAACACGGAGACCUCUGCUCCCGCGACCCAAUCGUCGACCCCGGCAACAUCAGGUGCUGGUGCUACUGCGACCGGCGGUUCGUCAUCCACACUGGUGACUGUCUCGAAAUCUUCCACCCCGGUUGUCACUAUCCCUGUUGUCCCGACGUCAACCGCUGAACCCGUCACGAGCAUUCGACCUACUGCCACCUUGACGAACACCGCCGACUGGCUGCCAACAACCAUUGUCAUUGAGCCUACCACAAUGGUCUUCACCCCGGUUACUUCCUCCGAGACUGCCUCUGCCUCAACAGCACUGCCAACCAAUGUUCCCAAGAUCAUCUACCCCGAUGAUCCCAACACCCCCGCUGCUGAAGGCACUGUCCCGAUCCAGGUUGGAUUCCUGUAUCCUCUUAACUACUUGUUCGUUGCCGGCAACACCGUCGCCGCCGCUCAGAUCUUCAAGUACCUUCCCCAAGCUCUCGCCAACGCUGCCGGCAUCGAUGUGGAGAAGGUUCAGGUUGCCAAGCUUGUUCCUUACGACACCCGAACUCAGUGGGGUUACAUUACCACUCUUGCCAAGAUCAACUACCCCCAGAACCUGAUUGACAAGCUUCAGCUGGACAUGUCGGUUGCCAACUCUCUCAUCUACAACAACCCCGACCCCAUUGUCCGCAACCUGACCGCCCUGAUCAACCCCAAGAUUAACAUCUUUGGCCAAGUUACCGGCGGUGGUUCUACCGAUGGCAGUGAUGGCAGCGGCAGCGGCAGCGGUGGCAACGGUCCUGCCCCUGGCUCCAGCAACAACGACGCCUUUGGCACCAGCAGCACCGAUAGCCAGACCUCUAAGCAAAAGGCCACCACCGCCGGUAUUGCCGUCGGUGCCGUCGGCCUGGGUGCUCUGUAUGGUGGUGCCAUGUUCAUCAUUGCUCGUCGUUACAAGCGCAAGAAGCAGGCUCACCGCCGCAGCAGCUCCCUUGAUGGCAGCCAGCGUUCCUCUGGCAUGCAGUAUGCUGGCAACGGAAGCCCUGCCCUCAUGGGCGGUGCUCUGAUGAGCCGCGACAUGUCCAGCUAUGGUGGAACCGGAAUUCGCAACAGCCACAACAGCGGAACGAGCUCUGCUCGCACUGCCAACAUCUCCGCUCCUGUUGCGGCUGAGAAUUCCCUUGGCUGGAACUGA